Parascedosporium putredinis is the source of this 2463-nucleotide messenger RNA. The record is from the annotation of a GenBank genome assembly. Lineage: Eukaryota; Fungi; Ascomycota; Sordariomycetes; Microascales; Microascaceae.
AUGCCAAAACCGGAUGUGAUAAAGGGUUCCGUGCGCACGAUGUGCGGAGAAGAACCUUCCUUGCGCGGCACGGUUCGCUCGUCGAUCAUCAAAGGCCGCGGUCCAACCGAUGAUGCCUCCGGUAGCCUUCAUGGAUAUCGACCCAACCGUGUUGCCCAACCCGACCACUCCAGUGAAGCACAUGACUCCACUGAGCUCGCCGAUUUCUCCCAUGGUGGAUCCCAGAACAGUCGAUGUUCUUCGCAGAACCCCAUCGUUAACUUUCCAACCCAGCCCGGAGACCUUCUCUUCCCCAACCAGCCGGAUGGACAGCCUCGAAGACAUGCUGCCGCUAGGAGGGACUUUGUAUCUCCUGACCCCAACUACCACGACCUCCUCAUGUGGCCGUCCGACUACGCGCUCGAACUUGACAUGUACGCUGGUCCGCUACACAUCACGGCCGGUGCUCUCGCUGGUACCGCUUUCACGGAACUAAGCGACAUCUCUUCCGGGUCGGAGCCCAUGACCUCGACGUCUUCACAGGGAUCCAUUCACACCAGCAACACAAGCAUGUUGUCCUCUGGUGACUACGAAAGUAUGCUGAAACCCAUGGAAGCUCCCCAUCACCAUGGUCGAGGGUAUGAUCCCCGAGUUCGAAGUUAUCAUCGCCGCCGAAUCCUCGUGGCCGCUGGCACGCUGCAAUCCUCCGGUUUACUCCGGCUCUUGCCCUCGGACGGCCAUUGUGCAUCUGGAAUGCCUAGAGCAGAGGUCAAGGACGAGAGCCAUUGGCUCUCACUGGAAAAGUACCUUGAGCAUGCGGACUGGGAUUCGUCGGAUUUAACGGCUGUCAUUCCCAUGACACAGAGAACCCGGGACAAGAUGCUCGCUAUAACCCAAUUUUUCCUCCACAAGGCUUUGGAUAUUCAUCGCGGAGGCCUAAAUAGCCUCCCGAAAACCGGAUACCCGAGCCCAGGGAACUUCAACUUCAUCGUUCUCCCUCCUAACAAGAUGCUAGAAUAUCUUCUUCGCAGCCACGUACGAACUUUGUCCAGCUACUUCAACUUGGUCGUGGCCGGAUGCGUAGACCCCAACGAGAUGUUGGUCAAUAAUCAAGCGUCCACCCUUCUGGUCCUACUUAUGAUCGCGCAAGGCGCUUCAGCGAUUCCCAUGGCGGAGGCGAGGCACCUGGCGACUGGCUUGACGGAAACUUGCCGUAUUUCCUUGUUUGACACGAUUGAAAAGAAUGUCGAGUUCUCGGCAGACCCAGUCGCACUCCGAUGUGCAUUGCUCUUUACUAUCCUCGGGGCUUGGAGUGGAGACAAGUGGCUCAUGGAUAUCGCCAUGGGCCAGCGGGGAAUGUAUCUUUCGAUGCUCAAACACGCGGGAAUGCUGGAGUCCAGGGCGGGCAUGGUCCCGCAAACAAAUAUGGAUCCCCAAUCUCAAUGGCGCGGAUGGCUUCACCGUGAAUCGCAAAAUAGGCUUGUGUAUAAUUGGGUCAUGGUUGAUCAGGAGCUUAGCCUAUUCCAUGAUACGGCGCCGACGCUCGCAAUUUCAGACUUGCAGUGCCCACUUCCGGGUGCAGAGGUGCUAUGGAUGUCCACAAGCGCAGAGGAAUGGAUGUCUCAUGUCCAAAAGCUCUUUGGGGGCGAAUUGAGCGUAAAUCCCCAGGCUCUCAGCUCGACGGCCAUGACACCGUCCCUAUGCGACCUUUUCCACGACUUCCUGCACAACAACCUUGCCAGGCAACAGGGCAGCAUCACUCCCAUGCACCUGCGACUGCUUCUCCACCCUCCAGUCGCUGCUCUGCCACAGGAAGUUCAGGGCCUAUUACAAAAGUGGUACGAAGUCUCGAUAUCAGUGUCAAAGCAGACCCCUGGGUGCCAUGUCACACAGUGCAAUCUUGUCCUCUACCACCUCAUCUCCCUCAAUGCGGUGACCAACUUUCCUGAGAUUGAGAGGCUAGCCCGCCGUGAGGGGUUCGACGGCUCGUCAUGGGAUCUUUCGCAGAGGCAUAAGCGUUGCAUCUCGAACAGGGAGGAGGCCAUAUUCCACUCGGGCCAGGUGUUGCGUCUUGUUCGAUCGAUGCCGGUCAACCGACGACCGAAUUGGUGCUUCACCCAUGUUGACUCCCCAAUCUUCGCCGAUCGGGAAAAGCAGGGGGAUCGAAGCGAGACACCGACCCCUACGAUCAAGAGGUCGAGUACGCCGGUACACAUCAAGGGCGGUGAUAUGGUGGCGGUUGAUCAAGUGACGCCAGAGGACGCGGCCAUCAUCUCCUAUCUCUGGUCAAGGGACGGGAUACCUGUCCUCACGAGACAUGAUGGGAGCACGAUAGGACUGGACAAGACAUGCAACGUGUUGGCGUACGGACUCUCGACCCUGAGCGAAGGCAUUAGCACCCGUAUCGGGGAUGGCAUCAAGCGAAAGCUGGCGAUGCUUGGGAGCCACUGGGCGGGGGAUAGCAUGGGACAAAUGGGUAUCUGA